UUUCUACAGUCCCGUCAGUUCUCUCUCAUUCAUUUGACAGCAAAAUCGCUAAAAGGCAAUAAUUCUCAAUCUUUAUCCCAAAAUACCCUCCUCUGCUCUCCGAGAAUUUUCCGAUCUCAACAAUGAACCACUAUCACAUCUACGAAGUCAUCGGUCGUGGCAAAUACUCGACCGUGUAUAAAGGAAGGAAGAAGAAGACGAUUGAGUAUUUCGCAAUCAAAAGCGUCGAUAAAUCACAGCGGCACAAAGUUCUUCAAGAAGUUAGGAUACUUCAUUCAUUAAAUGAUCCGUAUAUUCUAAAGUUUUACUCAUGGUAUGAAACUUCUGCACAUUUGUGGUUGGUUUUGGAAUACUGUACGGGCGGAGACCUCAUGACCUUAUUACGGCAGGAUGGUAAACUGCCGGAAGAUUCAAUUUAUUUUUUGGCCUAUGAUCUUGUCCGAGCUUUGCAAUAUUUACAUUCAAAAGGAAUCAUUUACUGUGAUUUAAAACCAUCAAACAUCCUUUUGGACGAGAAUGGCCAUACAAAGUUAUGUGACUUUGCACUUGCUAGAAAGUUGAGUGAUAUAUCUAAAACACCUUCUUCCAUGCUGCCACAAGCAAAGCGAGGAACACCUUGUUAUAUGGCCCCUGAAUUGUUUGAGGAUGGAGAUGUCCAUUCUUUUGCAUCUGAUUUUUGGGCCCUAGGUUGUGUGCUAUACGAGUGUUAUACCGGGAGGCCUCCUUUUGUAGGAAGGCAAUUCACUCAACUUGUAAAAUCCAUUCUCUCAGAUCCAACUCCUCCACUUUCAGGAAGUCCAAGCUCUUCUUUUGUCAAUAUUGUUAAUUCUUUGCUGAUUAAAAAUCCAGCUGAAAGAAUAAAAUGGUCUGAGCUUUGUUUACAUGCCUUUUGGAGGACAAAAUUUUCUCUGGUAGCUUUACCUCCUCAGCCUGCUUUUGAAAACAUGAUUGAGUUAUAUGCUAAACCAUGUCUCUCAGAGCGUAACGGUGACAGAUCUUCUCAAAGCAAGACUCCUAAAUAUAGGGAAAAAGAUUCAAAAGGGGCUUCAAGAAAAGAUGAGAAUUCUCUCAUGGCUUUAAGAGGCCAGGAGACAGCAGUCAAAGGUACACCAAUUGGCUGUAAAACUCAAACAAAACCUUCUGGAAGAGCAGUGGAGGAGAAGCAUAAAGAUCAGUCCAGUGCCAUUAAGCGUGUGAACCUCUUGAGGUUAUCUAGAAUAGCCAAAACAAACUUACAGAAGGACAAUGAGAAGGAAAACUACCGUAGGCCUAUUCCAAAUAGCUCUGAGAAUGAGUCUGAAGUUAAAAUCGAGAAUACUGAUAUGGAACUUGAUUUUGAUGAGAACACUGAAGAGGACGUGCCUGAUGAACCUGAUGGAUCAGAUGUUCCUACUUGCACAACUGAAGGAAAAAUUUCAUGUCAGAAUCAGCAACUGCUCAAAGCGGAAGAAAGGGAUAAUAACAUGGACCAAUCAGAUAGCCAAGCCAUCAGUAAUUUGUUGGCCUCUGAUGAAUCAAAAGCACAUGAUCAAGAAUCAUCUUCCAAUCAUGUUGAAGUUGCUUCUACCCCACCCAGUGUCAGUUCCCAAAACAGAAACCAGAGAAUUAAGGAGAGUCCAGUAUCUGCUCCUGAUUCUGAUUGUUCAAAAUCAUCCAACAAUAUCUCCCAAGUUCUCUGGCAUCCUUCAGAUCUUUCUGUAAGACCCGUAAUUCCAAGCAGAAAAGCUGAUAAGUUGUCAGAGGUAAUUCCUUCACUACCAUUUGAGGCACCGCAACCUUCUGACUUUGUAAAGAUGUCAAAGGAACAAUUGGAUGCACUCAAUAAUAGGAUCAUAGCAAUAUUUGGUGGAAAUGCUGGUAUCAGCGAGAAGCAAAAUGUGAUUAGAUAUCUUGAGAUGCUUAGCAACAAUGCAGAUGCAGCCAAUAUCUUGACUAACCGUCCAAUAAUGCUCAUGCUUGUCAAAAUGCUUAGGCAGUCCAAGACUUCAGCUCUGCGUGUUCAACUUGCUUCGCUUAUUGGCUUAUUGAUUCGCCAUUCUACUUUUAUUGAAGAUGAGUUUGCAAAUUCUGGAAUUUUAGGUGCACUUACCGAUGGUCUUAGAGACAGGCAGGAAAAAGUGAGAAGGUUUUCGAUGGCUGCAUUAGGUGAAUUACUUUUCUAUAUUUCCACUCAGAAUGAGCAUGCAAGAGAUAAUAACCCACCUGAAUUUCCAUCAAAAGACAACAAGCCUGUAUCUGGCUGGCAGGUUCCAAAUUCAUUGAUUUCAUUAGUGUCAUCCGUUUUACGUAAAGGAGAGGAUGAUAUGACUCAAUUGUAUGCACUAAGGACAAUUGAAAACAUUUGCAGUCAAGGAGGACAUUGGGCAGCUCGUUUUACCAGCCAGGAUGUGAUUAGUAACCUUUGUUACAUUUAUCGUGCUGCAGGGAAGCAGGAGAGCAUGAGGCUAACUGCAGGUUCUUGUUUGGUUCGCCUUGUUCGUUUCAAUCCCCAAAGCAUUCAAUCUGUUAUAGAUAGAUUUUCACUCAAGGAUAUUGCAUCUACUCUCAGCAAAGGAAGUCUCCGAGAGCAGCAAAUCAGCUUAAAUCUUCUAAAUUUGGCUUUUCUUGGAAGCCAUCUGUUCUCAAAUAUAGGACGGUACCUUCUACCUUUGGUGGAGGACAGGAAUCUGGUGCCUAGUCUUCUGUCUCUUAUUGAGCAAGGAAGUGAAGUUUUACGGGGCAAAGCACUUGUUUUUGUCGCUCUUCUUUGUAAGAAUGGUAAGAGGUGGUUACCACAAUUCUUUUGCAAUGCAAGGUUACUCCCCACAGUAGACAGAUUGGCAAAAGAGAAGGAUAACUAUCUAAAGCAGUGUCUGGAUUCAUUUCUUCAUGUUGUGGCAACAACCAUCCCGAGUUUACUGGAUUGUAUAACUGGAGAUAUUCAGCAAAUGAUGGCUGGAAGGCGACAGAUUUCUGCCCUUACCAGUCGUUCUGCUCCAAAGAACAAUAUUAAUUUGUUUCCUGUUGUUCUUCAUCUUCUUGGAUGCUCAUCAUUUAGAAACAGAGUGGUGACUCAGCAGGUCUUACGGCAGUUGGCAAAUCUUAUUCAAGUUGUGGAGACACCAUUUCAAGGACGGGAUGACUUCCAAAUAACAUUGUUACGGAUUCUGGAAUCCAUACCUGAGGAGUCUCCAGUAAUCCUUGAAAAUCCUAACAUUUUUAUCCGUGGAAUUCUCCCUAGCCUUGCUGUUCUUUACGAGGGCAAUAGAGAUGGUAAUGCCAGAUUUUUGUGCCUCAAAAUUAUGUUUAAUGUGAUGGACAUCAUCUUGAAUGAAUCUUCAUUAAAAGACCAAAGGUCAGAGGAUCUGAAAUUGAUAUCUAACUCUCAUUUUCUUCCUCUCUACCCCACCUUGAUUGAAGAUGAAGAUCCCAUUCCCAUGUAUGCACAGAAGCUUUUAGUGAUGUUAAUCGAGUUUGAUUAUAUUAAAAUCUCUGACAUUUUAGAUCUCAAAAUGGUCUCAAAAUGUUUUGAAUUUUUGCUUGGCGAUCUGGCAAAUGCCAAUGUAAACAAUGUCAAGUUGUGUCUAGCUUUGGCUUCAGCUCCGGAAAUGGAUUCUAAGUUACUUUCACAGCUGAAAGUAGUUAGGAAGAUUGGAAAUCUCUUGGAGUUCGUAUAUGCUAAGGAUAUGGAAGAUUUUCUCGAACCAACUAUUGGUUUGUUUAGGGCUUUUCUUCUAUGCUCCAUAGGCAGUAGGAAAGGCUUCGUUUAUACCAAAGAACCCACACUUUUAGGCCCCAUUUCUUCCGAGCCAAGUGCUCAAAUUGAUCUGCAGCAAUGCAUACUAGACAUAACGGAUUUUGGGAGCAAUGUUGGAGUCUUACUGGAGUUGAGUGCUUCUCAUGAAGCAAGCAUUGCAGAUAUAGCCUCUGAAUGUAUCAUAUUGUUGCUCAAGACAGCUCCAAGGGAAGCCACAACUGGAUUCCUGACUAAUCUUCCAAAAGCAGGUUUAAUACUUGAGUCCUGGCGCAAGGGCACCUCUUACUUGAUCUUGCAGCGGAUAUUGCAUACUGUCGGUUAUUCCUGCAGGCAAUGCCUGUCACAUGCCAUGAUACUGUCAAUAUCGAAACCCGAAAUUACAUGGAUCGAACGUAUUGUUUCCGAUCUGAAAAGCUCAAAUAUACCCGGAUUAGCUGAUGUUGCAUCCCUUGUACUCUCAGAGUUGCAGCGGCUGCCACGUUGCAUUUGAACUUCCUGAGGCCAUUGUAAAUUAACUGAUUCCUCCAACGGACGCUAACAUAUUUAUGGCGUGGUGGACUAUGGCGGCUAAAAUGAUCCAUGUUUGAGGUGAGUUACAUAUUUAUUCGCUCCUUUUUCUUGGUCUGUAACUGUAUAAUCCAUGCAUACUUCCUAUCGUCUUUGACAUAUUCAAUUUUAAGUUGUUUUUUUCUCCUUGAGAAUUUACUUCAAAGAUAAUGCUCCACAUUUAUGCA
Messenger RNA from Gossypium raimondii (Peruvian cotton), 4470 nucleotides. Its product is annotated as serine/threonine-protein kinase RUNKEL. The record is from RefSeq and is a predicted model, not a curated record. The coding region runs from base 123 to 4226 and encodes 1367 amino acids. Gene Ontology annotation, biological process: cytokinesis by cell plate formation; phragmoplast assembly; protein phosphorylation. Gene Ontology annotation, molecular function: protein kinase activity; microtubule binding; ATP binding. NCBI's taxonomy places the organism in Eukaryota, Viridiplantae, Streptophyta, Magnoliopsida, Malvales, Malvaceae. The transcript has 11 exons.